AAUACUUUUCCUGCUGCUUCGCUUUAUUUCCAAUGAUAUUAUGAGGCACGAAGAGAUCUAUUCGAAAUAUGCAUUUAAAAAAAUAGAACCUUGAUGGGUGAACAAGUUCGAAAUUCACCUCUAUUCAAACCAGACGUUUAUUUACACGUAGCUACGGAAUCCGUGUCAGCCCGAACUUCAUCUGUUCUCAAAACUGCACCUCUGCUCCUUCGCUUCACUUCAGUGACGAUGGAAAACUGCAUCCGCCAGCUAGCUCGUUAGCUAACCCUGAAUAACUCAAUAAUGACGCGUUUUAGGGUAAACGACAGUGAACGGUCUCGUAAUGCCGUUGCGUCGUGUUAUUUACGGCACAAAGAAGAGCGUGGACAUGUUAGUGACGUUCCAGUCCUGCUAUAGCGCGACAAUGUGCGGGUUCGAUUAGCUCCGGUUGCUAAGUGACUCGGUGUGAUUUGAUAUGGCAGCUCCGGAACCACCUAGCAUCCACCACAACUCGACCCAUUUCCUCAUUUGUUCACACUUGAUGACAAUAAACCUUUUGAAAGUGUAUCCGGUGUAUGACUAAAAGUUACGGCGUCGACCCUUUUGGCAUUUGUUAACGAAACCGCCUGGCAUGGAGCCAGGCGACUUGCGGGAGAGCCCCGCCGGUUCCGGAGAGUCCGAUGCCGGCGACUGGAGGGAGGUUCGGCCCGGCGGGGAGGACGAAGGGAAAGCCGCCCACAUUGAGCCUAUGGCGACCACGGAGAUGUCACCGAGAGACACCUGCCGCCAUGACGUCGGGGGCGAUAAAGCAACUAAAACGGGCGACCAGCUUCACAGCCCUUACGACGACGAGCUGGACCCCCGAAUACAGGAAGAGUUGGAGCACUUAAACGAAGCCAGCGCUGAAAUAAACAAGCUUGAGCUGGAAUUAGAUGAUGCCCGGUCGGGAUACCGCAAGAUUCUCACAGAGUCUGCUCGGAAGCUAAACGCUCACAGCUCCCAACUGGGUACCUGUAUAGAGAAGGCCAGGCCCUACUACGAGGCCCGGCGCCUGGCCAAGGAGGCUCAGCAGGAGACCCAGAAGGCAGCGCUGAGCUAUGAGCGCGCUGUCUCCAUGCAUACGGCGGCUCGGGAGAUGGUAUACGUGGCGGAACAGGGCCUCAUGGCAGACGGAAAGAACACCCUGGACCCAACCUGGCAAGAGAUGCUCAAUCACGCAACCUCCAAGGUGAACGAGGCUGAGGAAGAGCGUCUCCGCAGUGAGCGUGAACACAUGCGCGUCACUCACGCGUGUCAAGAGGCUGAGGCUCGUGUGCAGACUCUGCAGAAGUCGCUGAGGAGAGCCAUCCUCAAGUCCAAGCCUUACUUUGAGCUCAAGGCACAAUUUAACAACAUACUUGAGGAGCACAAGACCAAAGUUGUCCAGCUGGAGCAGCACGUGUCCAAAGUGAAGACUCGCUACUCCAUCGCUCUGAGGAACCUGGAACAGAUCAGCGAGCAGAUCCACGCUCAGAGGGGCCACGAUGCCCCUGUGCCUGGAGGACGCAGCCCCCCUGUGGGGGCUGAGUCAGACACCUACAAAGAGGGCAGAGCCUGCGGGGGCGCCGGCCCGCCACACAGCGACCGGCCGGACCCGGAGAAGGAGCGCGAACGGGCCGGCUCGGACUCCCUGUCUGUCUUCAGCCUGCAGACCAUCGCCUCCGAUCUGGAGAAGUACGACUCGGUAGAGCACCUGGGCGACCUUAGCGACGCCGGCAGCGUGACGGGCGAGGAGGGCGAGCGGGACCAGAACCGGGUGGCAGAGCGGCGGGAUAAGCUGAGCCAAGUUAGCGCCCGCCAGCGCCAACAGGAGUUCUCAAAGCAGCACCACCGCAGCUUCAGCUUGUAGUACUACUACUCUAAUCAAGUAAAACUACAAACAUGACUGCCGAAGUGUCAAUAAGCACUCUCGUGUACGUACACUGAGGCUGUGUUGGGAUUCACUCCCGAGCCAUCGCAUCGUGCCCUAUUUCGCCAGUUGGCCAUUUUGCAAUCAAAAGUAGUGAACAACUAAACAAGGGGAUAUUUAGUGGACUAUCACUAUUCAGGAAUUUGUAGUUGACGAUGGUGGACUUUUUAGUUCCACUCAAUAGUCCGCCAUAGUCAAAUAGCAUUGUAAGCUAGUUCAAAUCUAUAAUUCAUGUGCUACUUAGCUCUCAUUCACUGCUGGUGGCUCACCUGGUAGGAAUCCUUUAGCAUUGUACUACCUACUACGUGAAUUCCUUUGGGGGGUGGAGGGGUGUAUCUGUUUGCAGCACAAGCUAGUUUCAAUGUUGACAUGCACUCCUCUAAGGGAAUCCAUUCGCAUUGCAUGUUAAGACUAAUGGGUGGUUAGCAUGAGGAAAGGUGGUGGUGAUUGAUCUGUAGCUGUUUAUGUAAUGCAGUGAAACGUGUCAUGUACACCCCCAGCCCACCCGUUUUCAGAGUUUACGUAUUUACUGGCAUUGCUUGAUGUUGCACACGUUUUACGAGAAUGUUAUUUAUUCUGGCGGAAACUUGGGAGCGCUGAUGGCGUUUAACAUGCUAUAUGACGAUGCUCUCAUUUUUAUUUUCAGCGAAAUAACUCAAAUGUCUUUAUUUCCAAUUGUGGAGAUUGCAUUCGGAAUCAUACUGUCUUUUGUCUCACACACACACACACACACACACACGUGUGUGUGUGUGUGUGUGUGUGUGUAUCAGGGAGUAGGAUAAUAGUGAACUAAUCCGAACACAGGCUAGUAUUUUUUUCUUUACUUUGCCCUUUAGAAUGCUUUUUUUAAUUAAUUUAUUAUUAUUAUUUUUUUUUUAAUUUGAAGUGUGCCUUGCCACAGACUAACUACCAGUUUCAACGCUAGCCUUGCUAUGUAGUUUUAACUGAUGCAUAGAGAAGUACAAAUGUGUGCUCCCUUCUUGGACGAUUAUUUUUAUUGAG
Molecule: messenger RNA, 2929 nt
Organism: Hippocampus comes (tiger tail seahorse)
Lineage: Eukaryota; Metazoa; Chordata; Actinopteri; Syngnathiformes; Syngnathidae
Gene: sh3bp5la
Product: SH3-binding domain protein 5-like, a
Exons: 6
Coding region: 611-1867 (418 amino acids)
Biological process (GO): intracellular signal transduction
Cellular component (GO): cytoplasm
Molecular function (GO): protein kinase inhibitor activity
Source: RefSeq, a predicted model, not a curated record